Arachis duranensis is the source of this 2107-nucleotide messenger RNA. RefSeq lists its product as uncharacterized. The record is from RefSeq and is a predicted model, not a curated record. The coding region runs from base 69 to 1595 and encodes 508 amino acids. Gene Ontology annotation, biological process: tRNA pseudouridine synthesis. Gene Ontology annotation, molecular function: RNA binding; pseudouridine synthase activity. The transcript is spliced from 15 exons. NCBI's taxonomy places the organism in Eukaryota, Viridiplantae, Streptophyta, Magnoliopsida, Fabales, Fabaceae.
CCCAAAAAAAAAAAAAGAAAUAAUAAACCGUUUUCUUCUAUGCUAGAGAGAAAGAUUUGGACUUAACGAUGGAGCAGGAGGAAGAAAAAGUUUCGAAUGCCUUCAUUCCCUCGUCGUUGUCGUCCUUCGAUUUGGAACAAGUGCUCCACGCUCUACCUUCCAACGCCCUCAACCACUUGUUCUCCCUCGGCGUAUGUGUCCGCUGCGUCCUUCGUCUCUUUGGUAUCAAAGGCCCAAUCUGUGCCUCAGUUGAUAACGGUUCCGAAAACCCUCUAGACUCAACCACUUCCAACGAAGCUAAACUCUGCAACAUUUGCUUAGGGAUUCUGCAGUUCAGGUUUUACGAUGACAGAGAGAAAAGAGUGUUGCAGAAGGAUACUGCUUAUGACGUGGCACUCCUCAUUGCUGACAUGGUUAAGCAAGAGAGAUACCAGUUCGAUACCUUCUCACUUGAAGUUUCCAUUCCUCCUCUUAUCCUUCAAAACGAAACCUCUGUUUGGUCAUAUAUGCAAAAGAAAUAUGGAUCUGAACCUUGGUUUCAAGAAAAGCUACACACUGGAUGUAUCUCUAUAAAGGAUGCUUUGAAGUUUUCUCUAAUAAAUCCUCUUGAAAAUCUAUUGGGUUGUAAAUCAAGUUUGUGCCCUUUCCGGAUUCGUUUAACAUACACUCACACCAAAGCAUUGGAAGGUGUUGCCAAAUGUUCUGAAAAUGAUGGGAGUUGCAAGAGAAGAAAAACAGGUGAAUCCGAUUUGAUUGGACAGAGGCCUCUUAGCAGUACAGUAGAAAUUGAAUCCUUUGACAGCUCCAAGUUAUUUCUGAAAAGUGCAAGUGAACCUUGCCAUUUUAGUUACAAUUGCUCCAGGACACCAUUCUAUUUUGGUGGGAGAUACCUGAAGUAUUCACGGAAUGUGAGUCAAACACGCUGGAUCAUUGAUGAUGAAAGAAUGGGGGAAGCAUCAGUUGAGGAAAUAAUUGGUACAAAGGUCCUUCAAGCAUGCCGUGGUGAUAACUAUAAGUUUCAUGCUGCUGGAAGAGAGGAUAUUGAUGUCCGAAUGUUGGGUCCUGGUAGGCCAUUUAUUCUUGAGGUGCAAAACACACGGCUUGUCCCAACUGAACAGUGUGCAAACAACAUAGAGAAAAUGAUUAAUGAAGUGGAAAAUAAAUUGGUGAGGGUGAAAAAUCUGAAACUUGUUGGCAGUGAUGGCUGGAACCUUAUGCGAGAAGGUGAAGCAGAGAAGCAGAAGCAAUAUGCUGCUUUAGUGUGGACUUCUCGUCCUCUGAAGGAUGAAGAUUUUCAACAAGUAUCUUCACUAAAAGAUUUGAAAGUUGUGCAGAGGACCCCAAUAAGGGUGCUUCAUCGUCGCAGUCCUCUAGAGCGUGAAAAGAUUAUUCAUUGGAUGAAAAUCGAGACAGUUGCUGGAAGUUCCCAAUAUUUUCUUUUGCAUCUAUGUACUCAGGCUGGGACCUACAUCAAGGAAUUUGUUCAUGGCGAUCUUGGACGCACCCAUCCCAGCAUCGGAUCUAUCUUGGGUUGUAGAGCUGAAAUUUUGCAACUUGAUGUCACAGACAUCAAAAUGGAAUGCUUCCUAACAUAGUAUGUUAUGUGAUAUUCUAACUGAUCUUGGGAAUGAAUAUUGCUUUGAUGGAAGACACUAUUCAAUCCCAACAUGUUUUUGAAAAAAGAAUCUGGUAAAUAGUACUAAAAGAUGGUUCCUAAUCAAGGCUGCAUGUCUUUUCAUAUACCUUUCGGUCCCUUAGGAGUUGUUUUUAAGUUAGAUUUUGGAGGGGAAGAGAAGACUUCUAAUGUAAACUUUACGCUAGAAAUGAUCCAAAACCCUGUUGUUUUCUCCUAACCCUUAAUUCACAAACCAUUCCUCGUAGGUUUUUAACAGUUAACCCUAGUUGAGAAUCAAGUUUACAAUCUAAACAGAAAAGACAAGACCAUCACCCAUUUGGGAUUUGUCUUGCUGGUGAGCAAUUCAUCUCUCCAUCGACUUUGCUUUUUGUAAAUUCAGUCAGUCAUAAACAGUUUAAUGCUUUCAUUUCAUCCUUGUAUUUCAUGAUUUUUACAUUGAUUCCAAUAUUUAUUGUGUUUCAAAUGGGGUUC